UCAGACCAAUCCAUCUAAGGGUACAAACGGGUAGGACAUGAAGUCACUUCCGAAAUUGAAUCGGACAUGAUACCUUACUCUUUUUAAAUUUUCUGCGGAAUUUCAAAAUAGAAAAAAUUUUCCUGCCUCCAUUGCCAGUUAAUUAGAAAAGAAGACUAAUUGCGCAUUGCUUACUAUAAUUAUGCAUUUUUAAAAUCAAAAGUACACAAAAUAGUAUUUAUAGCGCCCUAAUACACGAUUUGUGGCCAGUACACUCUAUUUAUUAUAAUACAUAAAUCGAACUACACAACCAUACUUUAUAUCGUUGCUACAAUAUCACUUUUUCCAUGUCAACCUUUAAUUUAUGUAUCAAUUUCUUUGCAUUCCCAUUUUCUACCACAUCCCUCCUCUAUGUUGUACUCAAUCCACCCCUAUUACCUCAACUAUUUAUUUUUUUAUUUUUAAUUUUUUGCCUCAGGUAAAUUCCAUAGCUAGAGGAACACCGUUCCUUCAUUGUGAAAUCAAGUUUCUGAUACUCGGACCAUGGAAUUUAAAUGAUUCUUCCUUCCUCUAUAUCAUUCCCCACUUCCAUCCCUUUUUCCCAUUUCAUACUUCAUUAGAAAUACAAGUUCACUUUCGAGAAAACAACUUUGUAAAAAGCUUUUCAAAUAAGUAGUUCCUUGCAGCCAAAUAGGAUGUUAGAUCAUGCUUUCUCUUGAAUAUGUCCCCAAUAAUUACGAGUGAAGGUUCUAUGAACUACAAAUGCGUUUCACUAAUACAACAAACAAACCAGGAAUGGUAUUAAGAAAGUAGACAUCUAAGACGUAGUAUUUGGUCCAUUCGGGGCAUAACUCAAUCAAUCAAUGAUGAAUUUCGGCAUCAAAGUAGUUCAUAAGAUAUGCCGGCAUCACGUCACAUCUAAAUGGUGGAACGGCCACGUGGUUCCUUGUUUCAAUAAUGCCAAGACUUGUGCAUAUAAAUUACAUUACUCUUUCUUUUUCUUCUUACUUGUUCCUCUCUAUCAUUCUACUCCUCCCAACUCAUCUCUUCUUUCAUGUCAAUCAUUCUUAUAAUCAUCAUCGGUAUGAUUUUAACUUGUGAUAUGUUGUUGUUUUCAUACUUCUAUUGUGUAUUAGUUUGUUGAUUAAGCCUGAAUACUGGCACACAGAUUACAGUUUCUGACUGAACUUUGCUAAAAUAUCGCAUCGCAGGGGUCUUUUUUGUGUUAUUCUGUAUAUUGAUAUGGCUACAAUUCAAAUGCCCCCCAGGAGUGCUUACUCCAGAGUCACGAUUUAUGACACUUGCUAUGGAUAGAUUUUUGAAUGAUAUGGAAAGGGAGAAGCCAAUCAGGUUCACUGACCAACAUCUAAGAAUUGCAACUGAUAACUACUCUUACUUGUUGGGGUCAGGAGGUUUUGGAUCAGUCUAUAAGGGAAUUUUUAGCGAUGGAACCAUUGUGGCUGUGAAGGUUCUGCAUGGGCGUUCAGACAAGAGAAACGAGGAGCAGUUUAUGGCUGAAGUGGGAACAAUUGGCAAAAUUCAUCACUUCAAUCUGGUUCGGCUAUAUGGGUUUUGCUUCGAGAGAAACUUGAUAGCACUGGUUUAUGAAUACAUGGGGAAUGGUUCUCUUGACAAGUAUCUUUUUAACCAAAACAAUGUCAUAGGAUUUGAAAGGCUUCAUGAGGUUGCAGUUGGAACAGCCAAAGGCAUUGCUUAUUUGCAUGAAGAGUGCCAACAAAGAAUAAUACAUUAUGACAUCAAACCAGGAAAUAUUCUAUUGGAUGGAAGCUUCAAUCCUAAAGUGGCUGAUUUUGGUUUAGCCAAGCUUUGCAAUAGGGAAAAUACUCAUCUAACCAUGACAAGGGGAAGGGGAACUCCUGGUUAUGCUGCACCUGAACUCUGGAUGCCAAAUUUUCCUGUGACUCACAAGUGUGAUGUUUACAGCUUUGGAAUGUUGUUGUUUGAAAUCAUAGGCAGGAGGAGAAACCUUGAUGUUGAAGCUGUUGAAAGUCAGGAGUGGUUUCCAAUGUUUGUAUGGAAAAAAAUUGAUGGUGGAGAGUUGGAGGAGUUGAUAGUAUCAUGUGGGAUAGAGGAGAAAGAUGGGGAGCUAGCUCAGAGAAUGGUUAAUGUUGCUCUGUCGUGUGUUCAGUAUAGGCCUCAUUCAAGGCCUCUGAUGAGUGAUGUGGUAAAAAUGUUGGAAGGUUCAGUGGAAAUUCCAAAACCUUUGAACCCAUUUCAGCAAUUUAUGGAUGGGAAUUUCCCUGCUCAUACAACAGAUACUGGUGGCUCUUCUGUUGUUGUAACUGACUCUAGCAUUGUACAGGCUACUACUUGAUGGACCAUUUCAUAGGUUAAGCGAUUGGUGAUUUUGGUGAAGAUAGGUAUUUUGAUCUGUGUGUGCAGAAAAAGAAAUCAGAAGAAUGAUAGAUCAGUAUUUUCUGGUCCAAAAUUUCUGACUCUGACUAUAAAUAAAUUUCUUAACGACAUGGAAAGGGAGAAGC
Molecule: messenger RNA, 2480 nt
Organism: Vigna angularis (adzuki bean)
Lineage: Eukaryota; Viridiplantae; Streptophyta; Magnoliopsida; Fabales; Fabaceae
Product: rust resistance kinase Lr10
Exons: 2
Coding region: 1274-2314 (346 amino acids)
Biological process (GO): protein phosphorylation
Molecular function (GO): protein kinase activity; ATP binding
Source: RefSeq, a predicted model, not a curated record